AUGGAGAUGACACUUACUGAUCAAGAUCAGUCAUGUCUUGCAAUUAUAGGGAAAACAUAUACGGUAGACAAGCAUACGGUUUAUUGUUUGCCAGACGCUGAUAUGCUUAAAGGACCUCAUCAGCCCAAAGCGUCGAGCAUAGCAAGCGGAUCGUUUCCUAAGCAGUUUUUCGCGUCAUACGAUUCUGAACUGGACAAUCACUUGAAAGGAACGUUUACGCACACGUCACCACAGAUACAGAAUAAGAUGAUUGUUUCUAGGGUUUUGGGUAGCAGAAAAAUCAAUGGAGAGGCAUUGUUUAAUCUCAUUAAAGGAGUAAUUGAAAACGUGAAAGUUCAAAUAGAGGAAAUGAGAACGCAGUGUUUUGAUGGAGUCGCUAACAUGAGCGGUUGUUACAAUGGGGUCAGUGCUAGAUUUCAAGAAAGAGAACCACGAGCAGUUUACAUCCACUGUCACGCUCACGUUCUUAAUCUGUCCUUGACAAAAGCUUGCUCGAUGAUUCAAGAUGCAAGGAACACUCUAGGAGCGCUGGACAACCUAUACACAUUGUUAGAGGGAUCUGCAAAGCGGCAUUCUCACUUCAAGAUCAUACAGGAAACUCUAGAUGCAUCAAAGCCUGCGUUAACGCUCAAGCGGGUUUGUCAAACGCGAUGGUCUUCUCGAGACGAAUCUGUUUGUGCUGUAAAGUUGCGCGUCAAAGCAAUUAUUGUUCCUCUCGAUGCCAUUGCAUCUACCGAUCCACAUCUUGGGCCUGACGCCACUCGCUUGUUAAAUUUUAUUGAGACUUUUAGAUUUUUGUUCUAUAUCAUUGCAUUAGAAGCAAUUCUUGGUAAAACUGCAGUGCUCUCAGAUUAUCUUCAAGAUACUCUCAAAAUGCUGCGCGAUGACUUCCAAGUAUACUGGAACGAAGCCGAGGAGAGAUUUGGUGAGAAUGACUUAGCGGUAUUAUCGGCUAUGGAAAGUCUACUUGUCAAUUCAUUUAUUCAUCCGAAACCAGACGAAGAGAGCUUUAAAGUUGUGCGAGAGUUUUACACGACUGAUUUCGACUUUGGUAGAUUGCAUCAUCAGCUCAGUGUCUUCUACUCUGAUGCGAAGAGAGCGACAGUCGAAGACUGCGAGAAUGACGAUUCCUACAAAGAUCUGACGGGCUGCUAUGCAAUGGACAAAUUGUGUAAACUGUUUGCACAAAGCUGCUACAGAAAGGCAUAUCCAGACGUUUUCAAACUAAUUAAAACGUUCUUGGUUAUUCACGUGUCUUCUACAGAAGCAGAAAGGUCAUUCUCCCAUCUGCGAAGAGUGAAAACGUGGUCGAGAAGCACUAUGAGGCAAGAGCGGCUGACUGCCAUGGCCUUGUUGACCAUUGAACGAGAAGAAGGUGGAAAGCUUAAAAAUAACGUUGACGACCUGGUUGUACAGUUUUGCAAACGAGGUAACCGGAGACUUUUACUGAAGUCAUGUUUAGAUUAG
Molecule: messenger RNA, 1467 nt
Organism: Corticium candelabrum
Lineage: Eukaryota; Metazoa; Porifera; Homoscleromorpha; Homosclerophorida; Plakinidae
Exons: 5
Coding region: 1-1467 (488 amino acids)
Molecular function (GO): protein dimerization activity
Source: RefSeq, a predicted model, not a curated record